Messenger RNA from Poeciliopsis prolifica (blackstripe livebearer), 2878 nucleotides. RefSeq names its product deltaD (gene dld). Lineage: Eukaryota; Metazoa; Chordata; Actinopteri; Cyprinodontiformes; Poeciliidae. The record is from RefSeq and is a predicted model, not a curated record. Gene Ontology annotation, biological process: heterophilic cell-cell adhesion; cell communication; multicellular organism development. Gene Ontology annotation, cellular component: protein-containing complex; plasma membrane. The transcript is spliced from 12 exons. Gene Ontology annotation, molecular function: calcium ion binding. The coding region runs from base 439 to 2859 and encodes 806 amino acids.
CAUGACAUCAAAAGAGAGGAGCGGAUGUUGUUUCCUGUGUUCAGGAGGAAGACAUCCUGAAAACAAAGACAUAAACUGGAACAAGUAAAGAAGACCAUCUUUUCUACAACCUAGUUGGAAUUAACUCCGGUAUUUCCGCUCUGGAUUUCUCUGAGGGGGACUAUUCCGCUGGAUCUUACUCGAAUCUGUGAAAGUCCGAUUCGUUUUGAGCAACGAAAAGGAAGAAACAAAAAGAAAAAAAAGACACUUUUGAGGGAGUGGGCAGAUGGACAGGUGACUGACGCGCUCCAGGAAAAGUGUCUCCUAAUUUCCAGCCUUGUGCGUAAAAGCGUCGCCUUGACCGUGAGCGCAGCUCUGAAAACUUUCUCCAUGAGUGUUUGAGCGGUGAGACACGGACCCGCGGAGCUUUCAAGACUUGUUGAGGCGGCUGUCAACACAAUGGGACGCCUGUGUCUGCUCCUCAUUGUCAGUCUGUCCUCACUCACCUGCCAGGUUUUGUGCUCAGGCGUGUUCGAGCUCAAACUGCAGGAGUUUCUCAACAAGAAGGGGAUCGCUGGGAACGCCAACUGUUGCCCGGGAGGCGCCGCGCACCCGCAGGACCACCAGCAGUGCGAGUGCAAGACUUUCUUUCGCGUCUGCCUGAAGCACUACCAGGCCAGCGUCUCCCCGGAGCCUCCCUGCACCUACGGCGGCGCGGUGACUCCCGUGCUCGGCUCCAACUCCUUCCAGGUGCCGGAGACCAACGCGGACAGCUUCACCAACCCGAUCCGCUUUUCCUUCGGCUUCACGUGGCCGGGGACGUUUUCACUGAUCAUUGAAGCUCUGCACACGGACUCCCUGGAAGACCUGACAACAGACAACCCAGAGCGGCUGAUCAGCAGGUUCACCACGCAGCGGCACCUGACCGUAGGAGAGGAAUGGUCCAAGGACAUGCAGACGGCCAGCAGGACGGAGCUGCGCUUCUCCUACCGCUUCCUGUGCGAUGAGCACUACUACGGCGACGGCUGCUCCGUCUUCUGCCGGCCCCGGGACGAUGCCUUUGGACACUUUACCUGCGGCGAGCGAGGGGAAAUCAUAUGCAAUUCUGGCUGGAAAGGCCAGUACUGCACUGAACCUAUUUGUCUUCCUGGAUGUGAUGAAGAACAUGGAUUCUGUGACAAACCAGGAGAAUGCAAGUGUCGCGUGGGAUUCAGUGGGCGUUACUGUGAUGACUGCAUCCGUUACCCAGGUUGCCUCCACGGCACCUGCCAACAACCCUGGCAGUGCAACUGUCAGGAGGGAUGGGGCGGGCUCUUCUGCAACCAGGACCUGAAUUACUGUACACACCAUAAGCCUUGUCUUAAUGGAGCCACCUGCACCAACACGGGCCAGGGCAGCUACACAUGCUCCUGCCCCCCUGGAUACACCGGUGCAAACUGUGAGAUCCAAGUUGACGAAUGCUCAGAAAAUCCCUGUCGAAAUGGAGGCAGCUGCAUCGACAAUGACAAUGGCUACAAGUGCACAUGUCCACCUGGUUUUUAUGGAAACAACUGUGAGCUAAGUGCCAAUACGUGUGCAGACGGGCCGUGUUUCAACGGUGGACGUUGUGUGGACAACCCUGAAGGAGGCUACUUCUGUCAGUGCCUUAUGGGAUAUGCUGGGUUCACUUGUGAGAAGAAAAUUGACCAUUGCUCCUCCAAUCCUUGUCUAAGUGGCGCAGAAUGUGUGGAUCUAGUUAACUCCUACCUGUGUGAGUGUCCAGAGGGAUUUUUGGGGCCCAACUGUGAGGUCAGCAACGGCAUUUCUACGUUGUGUCAGUCCUUUCCUUGUCGGAAUGGUGGAACUUGCCAGGACACAUUGGAUGGCUACACAUGCAAUUGCCCACCAGGAUAUACAGGCAAAAACUGCAGCUCUCCGAUCUCUCGCUGCAUUCACAACCCGUGUCAUAAUGGAGCCACUUGCCAUGAGCGUAGUGGUCGCUAUGUGUGUGCCUGUGUCCCGGGCUACGGUGGGAAUAACUGCCAGUUCCUCCUACCAGAGGUUCCCAAGGGUUCCCAGCCAGUCGUUGAUGGUCCAGAUCGGCGAUAUUCAUCUUCAGAAAGUGGGAAUACUGACACUGAGGAGGAUGACGACAGCGGAUUCCCGUGGACGGCUGUCUCUGCUGGCGUUUUCCUCGUUCUUGUGAUCCUGAUCAGCUGCUCUGUGUUGGUGGUCUAUGUUCGCGUCAAACUACAAACCCGACACAGUCACCAUAGUGACAGUGUUCACAGUGACAGCCAGGAGACCAUGAAUAACCUCACAACCAAUAACUGUCUUCGAAGUGACAAGGAGCUUGGUGGUAUGAUGACGACAUCAAUUAAAAACACCAAUAAGAAAGCAGAUUAUCAUUCGGACCUUGCUGGGUCAAUUGGGGGUCUGAGCGGAAUCAGCAGCCUCAAUGGAUCUGAGAAAAAUGGCUUUAAGCCUCGUUACCCAAGUGUGGAGUACAACCUGGUCCAUGAACUCCGGCAAGAAGAUCUGUCACCAUGUACAGAGGAGGAAUGCAAACAACCAGAGCCCAAAUGUGAGCCACUGGAUGAGCCCAGCAGAGGGGAAGGAUUCAGGAAAAGACAGAACAGUGAUGCUUCGGAAAAGAAAGCAUCAGCAGAGUCACCAGGAUGCAGCGAAGCAAAAGAUCAGCCAUCCUCUGAUUUAAAAUGUCAUACAGCGAGAGAUCCUCAGUACCAGUCAACCUGCGACCUCAAAUUCCAGCCAACCAGUGAGGCUGUGUACCCUACUCCCAGUGACAGCCGGUACCCCUGUUCCAACGAUACCAAAUACCAGUCUGUUUACGUCAUAUCAGACCAGAAAGAUGAAUGUAUCAUUGCUACAGAGGUAUAAUUAUGGUACCAGUUUCCUG